CCGUUCCACUAUUAUCUACGGCUUCAAGGAAGAACGCCCGCGCAGACUAACUUGAUGUUUACAAGAGUGCAAAGAUAGCCCCCCCAAAAUAAGAUGUUGUGCCCAGAAAUGUUGAUUUCAACUUUGGUGGUAGUUUUGAAGCCAAGUCAAUGCGAUAAGCAAAAUCUGCUUAUUCAACUUUGGCGAUUGGAGACGUGACGUCGAAACAGGCUGUUAAAGUUCAAGGCGACCGCGAUUGAUGUGCGACGGGUCGUUGUGGUGUAUGUACAACAGAAUCGCAAUCAAAUUCCCUCGGUGUGGUCCCGCUUGCGUCGCAGAGGCCCGCGUGGCAUUCAAGGCGCCGGGAAGAGGGAUUGGAGUGUGUUCGUGUUGCUGUUCAGCUGGUCAAAGUUCAUGAGUAACAACUCCAGAUAUGGGAAACUUAACACAGGGUGUCCCCCAAAGUCAAGAGACGCGUCCGUUUUCCUGUUCGGUUUCACCAAUAAUAUAUUUUUUUUGACGGCUCAGACUGCGGUUUUUGAAAGCGCACCGUUCCCUCGCCGCCCCGAUGGCUCGCCAAUUGACAUCGGAGCAGCGUUGCAUAAUUGUCGCCUGGCAAGAAGUUCGACGCCGGUUCAAGAAGCUUUUAUAGCCAUCGCGCCGCUCCAACUUGUAGUACAAUUUUACCCGGAGUCGGUGGCAAGUGUCUCGAAACAGGAUCUCUUCUCGACAAGCCGCGCCGCUGCUACCGGCCCGAAAAGUCUUAUUACUGUCUGUGCGUCCCUUUAAUUCCAAGUACGUCCGCUUUGCGUUCAACUAAACGAGACCAGAUGUGACACAGACUGAGAGUCGGUACGUUUUGGAGUAAAUUGAGACGAGAUCAUCAUUAUUUCAAUAUACACUCUCGACUAUGACAUUUCGGUUUGGUGCUAGGCCACCAAGUGUUUCCAAUGUGAAAUAUGUGCCUUGGCCCAAAGGCUGGGAAAGACUGACAUCAUGCGGCAGUGGAACCUCUUUCCCCGUUUUCCCACUUGGAAAGAAGGUCACUUGAAUGAAUGCCAGCACACUAUUUCCAUUGUAAAACCUUGAUUAACGUAUCACGUUAGCGCGCCCAACCGUCAAAUGCGUCAAGAGGUUUGUCGUAACUCCUCAAAACAAUAUUUUUACUCACCCUUUGAUGAGAGCCGAUGAACGUGGCCAUGUUACAAGUUGCCCCGCGCGAAAACGCUUCUUUGCUAAUUAUUGUUCAAUGUCAAAAAUUGCUAACUUCAACUAUGCUAGCUUGUACUUGAGCUUUUCACGCUAUAGCUGCAUCGUCGCUAUAGGUAAUAUAAAGAUAAUUAUUUCAUCUUGUGCUCAAUUGGAUUGCAUCACUUACUCAGACAAAGGUACAUAUGAUGAUUUAAUCGGAAAUAAGUGGGUAAAAAAAAUGUCAGAAGUCUGUAUCAAACUGGUAGCCCUUCACAAUCGCAUUUUUCGCACCCAUAUCCAAGUAACUUGAUUUUGCGUAUCUGCCGAUAUCGAGUCCCGAUCCGAUACCUCGACGGCGCAUUAACAGGAAUUGAAUAAAUGAAUCGUUUUGCCCCAAUUACAUGUAAUUGGAUGAUUUUCCGCAGCACAUCUGAUGAUCCUUGACAGCACAGGUGUUGGGAAUCACAUUACAUCCUUCCUUUUUAAUUGUGUUAAAUUCAAACGCCAUUGUUGUUAUUCUUUUUUUAUGGUGAAGCGCUAGCCGACAAAUCCUCAAGUCCUUUUUAGGAUGCGUGCUGAUGGAAAUUUGCCUUUUGGGGCUUUUUGUGAACCGUCAGUGUUGCAUUGUGGCUGCAUUCUGCUUCAAAUUGAACUCCCCCCGGUUUGUUGGAAAUAUUCUGCACCACAAGUGUAAGUUGAGCCGGUGUGUGAUUUGGCCUGCUUGUCAAUGGUGAAUUGCCCCGCAACCAUCUUGUCAGUCAAGAAAAGAUGCCCGUGAAUGUCAGAAUUUCCCCCCGCGGCGUCUAGCCACUCUCGAGGUAUGUCGCAGGGCUCUGUGAUGGGCCCCUUUGUACUUUCAGCUUUCACUCGGUGACGGUUGGAUCAGUGCAGUAAUUACUUGAUCAUGCAGUUCUUUUUUUUCUUUUUGUUUUUUUUACAGGGCCAUGUCAGGUCUUAUACUAUGUAUGCUGUUUUCAAGGCAGGUCAGGCAGGUUAAAUGGCGAGUAGCUUCUUAGAAAGAGCGUCAAUCACUGGAACAACUGACAGGGGGGGAAAAUAUUUUAAAUGUCUGCCUUUUACUUAGACUGCGCUAUGUAAUAAUGAUCCAGCAGUAACUCACAGACGAAAUUCCUUUCCAAAAGUAGGUUAAGUACAGUAUGUCAGGUAAUGAACGGGUAAAUAGGACCUUGGACUGUUUGAUUAGCUCGAAUGAGAGAACAAAGUCUGCACUGACAAGCCUUUUACAACUCUUUUGUUGGUAAAGUGUUGGGACUGGCAUAGGGGUGACUAAAUUUGUUUCUGUUGUCGCCUCAAAGGCAAAAAAAACCCCCCAAAUACGGUUUAAACUAUUAAGACAGGCCACUAAAUCUUUUAAGAGGCUGAUACCUCCUAAAAAAAUCCUCUCCAAGUGACACCAAAAUUACUAACAUUAAUGUAUAUUUUUAUAUAAAUAUUAAAAUUAGAGCUCAAAAUCCCUGUUCCCUAAUUGUGUUGGCAGCAGUGACCGAGUUCCGGUUAGAUUAAAAAAAAAAUCCGCUUCCAAACCCGGAAAUGUUUUCCUUUUUAGUUUAAAAUGGCGAACCUAUGGCGAAGCUAUUUUAAACUAAAAAGGAAAAUCUUGCAUCGUUAGUAGUAGAAUUUUUGAAUCCAUCCGGAACUCUGGGAUUUUGCUUGUGAGUCUAAGCUCUGCUACAUUUUUGUGAAAUAAAAUACACACAUACACAAAUCAAUUUUCUGAAUUGAUGACCACGUAGUAUUUGCUCAUAAAUUAAGCAAAAUGUCAAACCAAAUACCGGCCCUUGCGUUAAGAUUAGUGACAAAGUUACAGUUGCUUUUGUGCAAUGCCGCUAAAUCUCCUUGGCGAAGAUAACGAGUGAUUAAACUUAAAAAGUGACAUUUAAUCUGGCUGGGAUCAUUGCCAUGAACCCCCCCCCCCCCCCUUCUUUUUCCUUAUUGAUGGUAAUACAUGUUUGCUUUUAUUAUUUGUAUGUCGUAAUUACCGAGACAUUUAUUCGCCUGCGGGUUCAUCUACCGCCGGCUUCAACCCGAGCAAAAAAUAGAUUUAUGGACUCGCUUGGGCACAGCUGAAAUUUCACUCCCGAUACUUGACGUGCUGCGACAAGUCAGGAGCCGCGAUUGGCGACAGCUGUUCUUGCCACUGGGCUCUGACUCGCGUGUACUUUGACGCUUUCAAUAAAUCCAGAUGUCAAGCAAGUUUCGAAACAGCCACCGACUCGACGUCUUAAAUCUGUCAUCCGCGUUAUGUUUUACAAAAGUUGCACUCCACACCCUUGUAUUCUUUGAUCGGUCCGAGCCUGCCUUAAAAUGAGAAGAAAAAAAAAUAGCAGGAGGAGGAAGAACCUCCUCCUCGUCCUCCCUCCUGCUUGACCGGGAAAGUGUGUCAGUGGAGCAGUUUGGGCGCCGCUCAGCUGACUGGCAGGUGAGCCGGCGAAUCAAAACGCUCAAGUCACCCGCCCGGCAGCCAAUGGCAACGGAGGCGGGAGAGCGAGGCACGUCACACGGUUGCCCGGACAACCACCUUUUGAAUGCGUGCAUUCGUGGAAUGCGGCCAGACUGCAGUUAUAUAACAAGCUUGCCGGAGGGGCGGGAGGCCUUGAAGAGGAGCAGUAGAGGGAGCAGCAUUUUUUUUUCCCCCUUUGCACUUUCCAUUUUAUUUCUUCAUGUAUAUCCUUCCGAUACCGCCCAUGAAUUCAAGCUGUUAUGCAGGAAGUAUGGAUGAAAUGUUUCCAAGUUGUUAUGUUUUGUUUUCUUUUUCUUUUUUUUUCUUUUGGGAUGACCUCAUAUUCUGCUCAAGAAAAACAAACCCAAGCCGGAUUUAAUUCUUAGUAUUUUUUUUUUUUUUUAUAAAAGAGUCUUUAAAAACAAAUUCAUUAACUGUCAACGGUCAGUUUCAUCACUUGCGGUUUUUCCCAUUCGAGAUCCUCAGAAGUAGGUUUGUUUUUCUGCAAGUAUUUUGUUCUUCCUAGAGAAGGACAAGGACAAGUAGGAAGAGGGGGGGUUGGGGGGGCGGCUUGACAGGGAGCCAUGAAACUUUAUAACCUCGGGCCUCGGCUAAUGCAAUUGACCUGCUAUUCUGGGCUUGAGGAGGCCCGGGCUACUUAGAUAAACAACGUAAUGAAAAGAACAUGCUGUUCCGCGCUCAAAUAGAAGUCAUACCCUGUAAAAUCUGCGGGGACAAAUCUUCGGGCAUCCAUUAUGGUGUCAUCACCUGCGAAGGCUGCAAGGGUUUCUUCCGACGCAGCCAACAGAACAACGCCAUGUACUCCUGCUCGCGGCAGAGAAACUGCCUGAUCGAUCGGACCAAUCGCAACCGCUGCCAGCACUGCAGGCUGCAGAAGUGUCUGGCACUGGGCAUGAGCCGCGACGCGGUGAAAUUUGGCCGCAUGUCCAAGAAGCAGCGCGACAGCCUGUACGCCGAAGUCCAGAAGCACCAGCAGUCGCAGGAGUGCGCCGGCAUGGCAGCCCGGGAAGAGAGCGGCGACCCGGGCGACCACGACCGCACCUACAGAAGAGUACCCGGCACCACGCUCAGCGAUCUGGACGACUUCGCCACCACGUUGCCCGACGGCCUCCUAUUCGACCUGCCGCUGACCCCCGAGGACGGGGGCUGCGAGUACGGCAACCUGGACAUGCUCGCCGGCAGCGCCGGCAGCAGCUCGUCCUCUCAAAGCUCCCCGGAACAGACCAACUUGGACUUUACGGAGGGCAACCACAGCAUCAAGCACGAGUACCAGCUGUUGCACGACUCCGGGCUCUUCUCGCACGCCAUCCUCAACCCGCUGCCUGAAGGAUGCUCCCUCCUUGAGCUCGAGCACAUAACUCAGUGCGUGGUCAAGUCCCAUAUCGAGACGAGUCAGUACAGUACAGAGGAGCUGAAGAGAAUGGCGUGGUCAACGUAUACCAUGGAAGAGACUCGAAUGUACCAAACUAAGUCCGCUGAGGCCAUGUGGCAACAGUGCGCCAUUCACAUCACCAACGCCAUCCAGUACGUGGUGGAGUUUGCCAAGCGCAUCUCCGGCUUUAUGGACCUGUGUCAGAACGAUCAGAUUAUCCUUCUCAAAGCAGGUUGCAUGGAUGUCCUUCUGAUCCGAAUGUGUCGCGCCUAUAACCCCAUCAAUAACACCUUCCUCUUUGACGGAAGGUUCGCCCCCGCUCACUUCUUUAAGGCUCUCGGCUGCGAUGACCUCGUGACGGCCGUGUUCGACUUGGCCAAAAGCCUGAGUCGUAUCCAGAUGUCCGAGGAGGAAAUCGCCCUCUUCACUGCCGCUGUGUUGCUCUCACCAGACCGACCGUGGCUGACGGAUGUGCAACAGAUCCAGAAGCUUCAGGAGAAGGUCUACGUAGCCCUCCAGCGCUGCUUACAAAAAGGCGGCGCAUCGGAAGAGAAACUCGCCAAGAUGGUGUCCAAACUUCCCAUCAUGAAGUCCAUUUGCAAGCUCCACAUCGACAAACUGGAGUUCUUCCGUCUGGUCCAUCCCGAGACGGCGUACACCUUCCCGCCACUCUACCGGGAGGUGUUUGGCAGCGAAAUGACUUUCCCAGACUCCACAGAGGGCUAAGCAAUGUCCACGCACUUAGGUACAGGAAAAAAAGAAAAAAAAAAUCAACAACCCCCCAAAAAAAACAAAACCGAGAUUCUGCAACCAAGACUGCGUUGAGGGAGCAAAAGAGCCAGAGAGAGAGAGUUUAAAACCACGUGGCACCAAGCAAGCCGCUCAAUGACAGUCCUGCACGCUACACUUUUAGGAGACACUCCUCUCAACCUCGGAAACUCCCGACCUGACCCGCACUUGGCCCUUCCGGCGCCGCGUCCGAGCGUGCCUGGUUUACCUCUCUUUUGAAGGGAGCUCCGAGAAAAGGAUUAAAAGAGUGGCCUAGACAAUUUCUAUUCUCCAAAAAUUAUUUUUCUAAGUCCUUCAAGUAGAUGUCGUUUCGACAAUAGUUCUCACAGCUCCAGGAAACUCUGGUUGAAUGUAACCCCCCCCCCUCCCUACUCCCCCGCCCUGUGCCCCUUUUAACGCGUUCAGCACAGCCUCAAGGCCUGAUUCCGAAUGUACAUACUGAAUGAGAGUGAGAACUUACCUCACUUACCUCAUGGAUUUUUUUUUUCUUCAGUUGCCAUUCUCGUAGCAAUCAACCACUUUUCACUCGGCAUCGGUUGUCGCUUUUUUUUUCUUUUUUUUUUGCAGGGUUUUCAGCAUGCGGACAAAGCGUUCAUAGGGACCAUGAUCAAACUCACAACCGUUUUUUUUUUCUCUUUUACAAACGCUUAUGCAGGUAUUUUGUUUUUUGUUCUUUUUUCCUAGCAUACCCUCAGACACCAAUGUAAAUGGGCUCUUGUUGAUGCAAUCAUUACCUCAGUCCCAUGCGUCCUUCCCCCUUUGCAUAUGACACUGAAAGUCAAAAUUGAGAUUGUGCACAUCACAGGUUCCAUUUUAUAUCGAAAUAUAACGCACCUAUGUGGCCGUUUGUCGAAGACAAAUGCGCUUGUGUCACACACGUAAUGGCUGCCUAUACGGCGGAAGGGUUGUUUUCACUUUUGAGAAAAUACCAAUGGAAAAUUACAAUAACGGACACUGAAACCAAAAUAGGGCUGUCUGAUCUGUGGCGCCACCCACCCCACCCUCUGAUACACACACACACACACAGAGGGCGAGAGGAAAGAGGGACACACGCCAGAGCCGCCGCUGCCUGGUCAGCACACGCGAAAGAAAUCCACUUCCUUGUUCGCUGUCAAGUAUAUACGGACGUCACACAUAGAUUGUGUUUUAAAACAGUACUUGACCAUAUUUAAACUGACUAGUGGAUUUUUUAAAAAAAAGCAAAGCUUGUAAAAAUCGAACGGCAAAGGUCAUACAAUGUAACAUGAUUGUUUGGGCGACUUGCAAAAACACCAUCCAGGAAAAGUUCAUUUCGCAUGUAAUGCACACGUAAAGCCACAAAGCACAUCCAUCCCACGUUCUGAACCAUUUUGUCCUUACUACGGUCGUGCGUGGACAGAUUGGUACAGAACGACACACGCGUCGACGCGGUUAAAACACGCACGCGACGCACAACAAACGCGGUUGUAGCAUAACAUUUGUAUCAUUAAAGCACAUUUGCAGUACAAUGUGAAUGGAAAUUUUAAUUUAUUGCUGAAUUUAAUGAUGAUGGCUGUCCGUAAGUUCUCAGAAAAAAAAACACUUUCCACAUCCUUUUGGAUUAAUAUUUUGUCGUUUCUUUAAAAAAAAAAAUCGUAAUAUCUUGAAUGCAUCAUUGAGAUAUCAAGCAAAAUUCGAAAUAUUAAAAGUUUGUCCAUAUCGCACAGCCCUUUAUUUGGAUCUUUCCGAAAAGUAACCCAAAAUAUCCACCAUUGAUUCCAUUGCACCUCGGCUCCAUGUCAACCCCCGACAGCUGAAAUAAUGAGCAGAGCGGGAUAUGUCAUGAUGUGCUCUAUGGCCACGGCAUGUUUUGAUUUGAAGGGGCGGAUCCAAAGAACACAGAGUGGACAGAUGGGCCGCCGCUUUAUAUAAGCUCCUUAGACGUCGGUUAGAGGGGAUUUAUUAUCUACGCCAACUCUCACUACCGUGGAGCCUGACUCCGAAUUCGAACACGAUCCCUUCCCUGCUGCCGGUUGACUUCCAUGGUCAAUCCGUUUAUUUACCUCCCCAUGAUACAUAAACUCCAUUCAUUUGUAAACUAAGCACAUAAGCUUGCAAAUACAUAUACGUGGAGGGAGUUUCCGCGUACACACACAAAAAAAAAUAGAUUAAAACUUUAUUGAGAUUUUGAGGCACAUUUUUAAGCGCCAAACUUUUUGUUCGACUUCAGACAGAAGCCAUCCCAACCCGUAUGUCCCUCUCAUCUUUGGACCCUUUACUACCUCAUUUCCUCUCACACGUUCAUAUUGAAAAGCUUUCAGCAUGAUAGCUAGUACUCACUAAAUCUUUUUUUUUUUUUUUUUUUUAACUGAAGCUUGAGGGUGAAAUUUCAGGAAGAACCUAAAAUGAACUAUAACCUCAACAGGUGAACUUAAUUUGACCUUCCUAGUCAUUGACACACACGUCACUCACCAAGACAGGCCCCGCCUUUUAAAGCAACACAGAUACUACACUGUGGGGACUAUAAAAAUAAUACUCGUCCCUCACAUGCAUAUUGUGUAUUGUUAUUGGUUAAUCAUGUGUUGUCAACUGUUCACCGAUUCAUCGAUGGGCUAAUCGGUUGAAUUGAUUGUAAAAAUAUUUAAUAAUAUAGAGCAAACAUCAGCUCCUUGUCAGAGAAGAAAAGGGUGUGGGCAAAGUACCGUACUUUGACAUUGAACAAUGGAACGUUCAAAAGUUUAAAGAAGCUCAAAUUAAGUUGACUUAUUAACAUUGCAAUGCAGUUUAGGUUUGUCUUACAAUUUUACCCAAACACCCGACACCCCAAAAUCUUUGUAAUUACAGUCCAUAGCGAAUAUGACGACAAUAUACGACGUUUGAAAUCCUGUCAUUGAAAGUGAAAAAUCACAAACUACAAUCAUACAUCGGAUGUGAAAUAUUUUAAUCUUCAGCAGCAUUAAAAAACAAAAAUCAGAUGCCGUCCUAGCUGCGGCACAGUGGGAUUGUGCAAUUGGGCCUUUGUUGCCAUUAAGUAGCAUAGAUUUUUUUUUUCUUUUUUGGAAAAAAAAAAGUUCUUUUGAUUCUAAUAUGACAAAUUCAGAGCCAACUCAUGUGCAGGGUUGACUGGAUUGUAACAAGGUGCAAUACUUUGUCGUAGAAUGUUAAUUUACGUUUCAACACCCCACCCCCCA
Molecule: messenger RNA, 8962 nt
Organism: Hippocampus zosterae (dwarf seahorse)
Lineage: Eukaryota; Metazoa; Chordata; Actinopteri; Syngnathiformes; Syngnathidae
Gene: rorca
Product: RAR-related orphan receptor C a
Exons: 10
Coding region: 4317-5750 (477 amino acids)
Biological process (GO): regulation of transcription by RNA polymerase II
Cellular component (GO): nucleus
Molecular function (GO): RNA polymerase II cis-regulatory region sequence-specific DNA binding; zinc ion binding; nuclear receptor activity
Source: RefSeq, a predicted model, not a curated record